CAUUGUUUGUGACGCGCUAUGGUCUAGCCUGGGACCGAGCAAAUUAAUUAAGUCAUGCGGUCACUGUAGCAGCCGAAGGAAAGUUUAGGCUGUGGGUAUAAGUUUCCUGCACACUCUCUGAAAAGAUACUCCUGCAGCCAAGCCAUGUCGUUGCUUCCCGACUUGACGCCGAGGGGCGGCCGGCCUGCGGCUGCCAGGAGUUGGCUCCCGUUGCCGCCCCGCCGUUAGGAAUGGAGAGCGGGAUCCCGCCGACCUUCCAGCUGCUCUUCCGCGCGUGCGAGGAAGGAAACUUCGAGAACGCCCGGCGGUUGCUGGAGCCGCCCGAGGAGGAGAGGGGGGAGGCGGGUGAGGAGCCGAACCUCCGGGCUCCGCAGGUGCCGGUGGACUGCACGGAUGACGACGGCAAUUCGGCCCUGCAGUUCGCGGCCGGCAACGGCCACGAGCAGCUGGUGCGGUUCCUGCUCAUGAAGGGCGCCUCGGUGGACAGCCGCAACCGCUACGGGUGGACGCCGUUGAUGCAGGCGGCCCGCUUCGGUCACCUGAACGUGGCGCGGGUGCUGCUGGAGAACGGCGCGGACGCUGACGCGGCCAACAAGCUGGGCGCCCGCGUGCUAACGGCCGCGGCGCGCGGCGGCCACGUCGGGCUGGCGCGCGCCCUGCUCGAGAGCGGCGCCCGAGUGGACGUCGGCGCGGGGCCGCGGGGCUGGUGGGAGGGGGAGGAGCAGGAGGAGGAACGGUCGGUCAGCCGGACGACGGGGGACCUGACGGCCCUGAUGGUGGCGGCGCAGCACGGCCGCGACGCCGUGGUCCGGAUGCUUCUGGAGUGGGGCUCGGCGGCCGGCCAAGCGAGCCACACCAGCGGCUGGAGCGCUCUCAUGCUGGCGGCGCUCAAUGGCGAGCUGGGCGUGGCGCAGCAGCUGAUCGAGAGGGGGGCGGACCCCAACCAGACCAACGCGGGAGGCGUGACUGCCUUUGAAAUCGCCUGCGCUGCCAAACAGAGGGAGAUGAGGGAUUACCUGGACUCGAAGACCAGCAACAGGCCCAAGUCAGAUGAAGAGAAAAGGAGACCAGAUAUAUUUCGUGCACUAAAACUGGGAAGCUAUCAGUUGGUGAAGGAGAUUCUUGAUGAAGAUGCAAAUCAGGCCAAUGUUGUUAAUGCAGAUGGUGCUUCUCCAUUAAUGAUUGCUGCCAUGACAGGUCAGCUAGAACUUGUACAACUUCUUAGUGAGAGGAGUUCUGAUAUUGACAAGCAAGAUGGUGUACAUGGGUGGACAGCCUUAAUGCAAGCUACUUACCAUGGGAACAAGGAUGUUGUGAAGUAUUUGCUGAAUCAAGGAGCAGAUGUUAAUCUCUGUGCCAAGAAUGGAGUAACUGCAUUUGAUCUUGUAAUGCUGCUAAAUGAUCCAGAUACAGAACUUGUGCGACUUCUAGGAUCUGUCUGCAUGCAAGUAGAUAAAGAGAGAAGUAAGCCAAAAUCCAAUACAGUACCUCACUCAAAAAGUAAACUGUCCUUAAACUUCCCGGUGCCUCCAGAAGACAAGGGGGGAUUAAAGUCUUGGUGGAAUAGAAUGUCCAACAGAUUCCGUAAGUUGAAACUGACUAGGACACUUAGACAAGGCUUUUCCUCAAAUCGGCUUGCCCCUUUCUUAGAUGAACCCGAAAUUGGACUGGAUUCUACAAUGAAAGCCAUCCCAAAGAAUGGCUCAAACGAUUCAGUCUUGACAUCUGCGGGGAAUAUAGAUUUCUCUAUGGCUUGGACAUCAAAAAGCAAGAACAGUGGACAUGGCCAUUCUUGUACAGAAAAAGAUGACAUCCUUCUUACAACUAUGUUAAGAAAUGGUGCACCUUUUACUCGUCUUCCCAGUGACAAGCUGAAAGCAGUUAUUCCUCCAUUUUUGCCUCCAUCGAACUUUGAAGUAUGGAGCUCGGAUAGGAUAAGAAUGAACAAAGAUGGGAAAAUGGAGCAUACUGCGUUAUCUAUGCCUCGCAGGUUUGCAAAGCCCAACUUCAACAGCAGUGGAAAUUCUGACAUAACUUCUGUCAGUAGGAUGGGGAAAUCUGUAAAACUUCCUCCUAUUCCAAAUCUUGCCAGGAGCCCGACAUCUCCUCAGAACUCGGGACAUUUCAAUUAUUCUCCACAUUCCUCUGGUGGAUCUAAUGGAGUAGCUGGCAUCAGUCGACAUUGCAUCAGUGAAUCUCAUAACCGCUCAGGGGGAAGUUCGGAUAGUGUCUUGUCCCAAAUUGCUGCCCAAAGACGGAAAGCAGCAGGUUUGCCUGAAUUGAAAACGACCAGGUCUGAGAUUUUGCCUCAGCUAAUAUUUGUCGAAACCAGCCUUCCUGAACUGCCAGCCUCGCCGACUGUGGAUAACUGCAUUGUACAGAAAUGUAGCCAACAACGUCCAUCUUCUGGUACUUCAUCUAAUUCCAAGAGCACCUCUCCUACUCUGACUCCUUCACCAUCUCCCACACCUAAAAGUCCUCAAGGAGAAUCUUCACUGUCCUCAUCUUCACAUCAACAAUCUAAGAGCAGUGGCGGAUCCAGUAGUGGAACCCUCACAGAUGAAGAUGAAUUAUCCAGUAUUUUAAAAAGCUGUCACUUAAAAUAUCAACCCAUAUUUGAGGAACAAGAGGUGGAUAUGGAAGCAUUCCUUACGCUAACUGAUGGUGAUUUGAAAGAGCUGGGUGUAAAGACAGAUGGUUCAAGGCAACAGAUCUUGGCAGCGAUCUCAGAGUUAAAUGCUGGCAAGGGACGUGAGAGGCAGAUUCUGCAGGAGACUAUCCACAACUUUCAUUCUUCUUUUGGGAGCAGUGCCAGCAAUUCUCGUCAACUUAAUUUUCAACAAUCUUCAAUUGCUUGGAUUAGUAGGCCAACAGCAUCAUCAGACAAGAGAUGACCUUAAGUUGGCAGAUGAUUAAGGGUUGAAUUUCAACAAAUCCUGCAUAAACUGACCAUAAUGUUUGGUGUUUCCUGUGCACAUCCUCAAUAGUAGCAUCUGAAGUUGCAGAUGGCUUUCAGGUCUCAGACAGAAAUUGUGUAAGUAUAACAAGGAAAGAUUGAAUGACUAAUGCUGUUGCAUACAGUUCGAAAGGAUGGAGAUUUGUCAUCUGUGCAACAGAUGAAAUCCUGCCACAUUUUAAUGUUUCAUUUUAAUGCAUCUAAUUAUGGAAGAUGCCUUUAAAAAUUUGCAUACAGUAAUUUUGCAUUGUGGUAGUGAUUUGCAGUGUAAUCAGUAAGUUACAUAAUGUAUUACACUUAUUACUGCAAAUCACAGUGAUCAUGUCUUAAUGAAGUUGUUUAUUUAUGCUCAUGAUUUAUCUAUACUUGCUCCAAGGUAUUUAUUACCAUAAUAAAGAAAUACAGUAUCAUUUAAUGUAUUCAGCCACAAAAUUUAGAACCUAGCUUGGAGACCAGGGAUACUGUAGAGACUUAAUAGCUUCAGCCAGUAUGCCAGUGUUCUUUUCCAAUUAUGGUAAUUAAAAUGUUUCUAUUUAAGCAGGAGUUAUUGGUAUUACUAUACUUAAACCAAGUACACAACGUCUAAUCUGCUGUGAUUGUUCAGAAAUCCUAAUGGUUUGGCAUUUGGCUGAUAGGACAUGUCCUGUGGUUCCUUUAAACUUACUAGGGUCCUGUUUUCAGUGUUCCCUGAAACAUCAGUUUGUUUCCUGCACUCCUUUUAAAUUCAUCAGGUUCAAUGGAAAAUUUGAAAUGAUACUGUAUAAUGUAAGUGAAUUAGUUACAAAUAGGAAUAACCUCAGUCUGGGAAACCUGCCAAACUCCUGAAUGCCACAUGAUUGGAAUUUUACUGUACUAUACAAAAUUUCCCAUGUAUAUGAAUUUUGAAGUGAUAGUCAAAUAUGGUUGCACUUUGAAUAAUUUUAACCAGGGAUUUGCAUUUCAUUAAAGGGAGUAUACUCCUAGGUUACAAUCAUUUCUACUGAUAAAUGCAGUCUUCAGUUUAUACAUACCAGUCUUGGAUACAGACAAGCAUGAUUAACUUUGCAAUAGUCUUUGAAAUGGGGUUUGGGAAGGGGAAAACAAACAGUAUUCCCAGAGCUGCUGGCUAUCCAUUCCCUGGUAGCAAGUAUGCAUCUGCAGCCAUGUUCAUGUUUCUCCUUUGGGGCUAGUGGAGAAAAAUGGAAAACUGAAGUAGAUGGUUUGAUCUGCUAAUGAAAUUCUCAAAAUGUAGAGAGCAAGCAUCACUUUUUAAACUUAGUAAAAUUUCAAAGCUGUUACAAAUAAACCCAGAUGAAAAUU
This is a messenger RNA of Pristis pectinata (smalltooth sawfish), 4255 nucleotides long. RefSeq names its product ankyrin repeat and SAM domain-containing protein 6-like. Gene Ontology annotation, biological process: innate immune response. The record is from RefSeq and is a predicted model, not a curated record. NCBI's taxonomy places the organism in Eukaryota, Metazoa, Chordata, Chondrichthyes, Rhinopristiformes, Pristidae. Gene Ontology annotation, molecular function: protein binding. Gene Ontology annotation, cellular component: cytoplasm.